This is a messenger RNA of Caenorhabditis auriculariae, 10440 nucleotides long. NCBI's taxonomy places the organism in Eukaryota, Metazoa, Nematoda, Chromadorea, Rhabditida, Rhabditidae. The record is from the annotation of a GenBank genome assembly.
AUGGAAAUUAUAAAAGUAAGUUCAUUUUUUCUUUUUGAAAAGUGAAACGGCAUAAAAUGAACUUCUCAAAAAAUGGCAAAACUCUACAGAGUUACUUCUUAUCUUUUCUUUGGGUCUAGGGCCAAUUUGAACGUUUUUUUUUUGUCCAAGUUUGAGAUUUUCUUGGAAAAAUAAAAGUGAUAUUUUGAGAUUUUUGUUGAAGAAGUACUGUACUAUCGUAAUAAAUUGAUUUUGCAAAAUAAUUAGUUUUUGAAUUUGAAUAAAGGUUCUCUUUUUAAGCUCACUUAAUCCGAAAUAUUUGCGUAGAUGUUUUCAGGCAGCUUUUUUUUCAGAAACCUUUAUUUUGGGUGAAAUCAGUUUGCAACUACGUCAUGGGGACAGACAGUGAAAUCGAAGGACUUGAUGAGGUUUUUUUAAUUAAUUAUUUUGCCCCUAUGGUUUUUUUAAAGGUAUAAGCCUUGAAUAUGAGUUUUUUUGAAUCGUUUUUUUGGGCAAUUUUAAUUCAGAUCAAUUUUUCUCAUUUUUUUGCAGCGAAGGUUUUCUUUUUUUGUUCAACCUUGGAGACUUUUUGUGUUCCUUUCGGUUUUGAAGAAAAGCUGAUUCUAAUCGAAAGUUUGUAAAAAAUUUUGGAAGUUUCAAGUUUUAUAAUGAAAAUUUUUGAGCUGCGACGUUUCUUACGGUCAUUUUUAAAUAAUUGAAAUCUAAGUUUUAAAGAAGCACAUGAGGGAAUUAUUUAGCAUCACUUUUUUUUCAUUUUAAAAAGGUUUCAUAUUUUUCUGAUUUCGUUAAAAUUUUUAAGAUCAACAAGGAGCUGAAGAAGGAAAAAGAGCGAAUCGGACGACAUCUUCCAGCCGUCAAAACGAAAGAGGUGGAAUUCUUGAUCAAUGUAAUCGAUCGACAACUGCAAGACAUUCAACGAAAUUCGAACAGUCUAUCCUCGAAACCGGACGAAAACCGGCGGAACACUUUGAAAGGCUUAUUGGACUUGGAAAAACGAGGACUCGAGAAACUCCGAAAAAUCGCCCAGCGAAGCUUUGAGGCGCAGAAAAAUCUACAUCCGUUCGUUGGAGGCCCAUGAACUCCGAUUGUCUCCUGUAAGUUGGAUUCGGAUUAUAUAUUUGUUCACAGGCAAAACCAGAACAUAUUGAAAAAAAAGAGAUGAAAAAAAAAAAACAGUGUUCCUCGUUUUCAUUCGAAAAAGUUCCAUAUUUCACUUUUUUUUUCUGAGCUGUAAAUUCAUUUUUCUGAGCACUUUCGAUGAGGAAAGCGAAAAAAACCAUUAAAAUUAUUAUUUUUCUCUUUGCAAUAUUAUCUACCAGUGAGGGCGAUAAAACAAGAAAAAAAUUAAUUCCAAUGUAUUUUUUUAUCAUUACGAUUAAGUUAGUAAAGAAAAAGAACGCGAAUAAAAAAACAUUAGAAAAAUUGACUUUUAUCAAAUAUAUUAAAUCAAAAAGACUUAUUUUUAAAUAUUUAGUUUCAUGACUAUAAAAUUUUUUCCAGUUUAUGUGCCGAAUUUUUCUUUUUUUGAGUUAUUGCGGUUUUUUUGCACUGCGUUAUGCUUCUGAUUUGAUGGAAAAGUUGAAGUAAUGAAAAUUAAAAACCUCAAGUUUUAAAACUUUCUCGGAAACCUGCUUUUUUGGCAAAAAUACAUAGGCCAUUUUACUUUGCGGUUGGGAAUUUUUUUUAAAUUUUGUCGGAUUUUUACCAACUAAGGACUUGAAAGUCUCAAGGUGCAAAAUUUCUUAGUUUUUUUGAGGUGUUCUUUUUCAAAAACUAGCAAGUUGUACACAUUGAGACUUUCAAAAUACAGCAAGAAUUUCUCUGACCAAUUUUUAAGGAAUUCCCAACUGCAGAGUGAAAAGACGGUGGUAUGAAAAAAACACCAGCGAAAAAUUCAAACGGCGACUUUUCCGUUUUUUUCAUAUCGCUGGGAACUUUCCGACGGCCACCUUUUCGACGAAUCUUUUCCGACUUUUUUUUUCUCGAUAAAUUCUUCGUUUCAAAUCUUCCUAUAUAAAGUAGGUAGUUGGGUUAUGAUUAGAACACAGUAAUAGGAAAAAAAUUUUAAUAGAUGUUUUAUAAACGGAAUAAUAUAAGGGAAAAAAGUCGGAAAGGGAUUCGGCGGGAAGGUGGCCGUCGGAAAGUUCCCUAGCGAUACGAAAAAAUCGUCGUUUGAGUUUUUGCUGUCUUUUUUUUCAUACCACCGAAAAGACCUUCAAAAAAAGACCGAAAAUUUUUUUUUAGUGAAAUCAACUUUUCCAGAAGGUUUCCGAAGGCGUCGAAUAUCUCGCGCUGAUCGAGGAUAUCGAGAAACUUGUGAAGGAUCUUUCUAUUGAAAGAAACAGUUGUCUCAGUAUGAAGCGGGAAGUCAGAGAGCUCCGAAAAAGCUUCAAAAAGACUUUGAGCGACUAUUCUCUUUCAAACUUGAGUAGUCCUCUUUAUCGGAAGAUUGAAGAGAAAAUCUUCACUAUCAAAGAUUUCUUCGAGAAGAAAUCAAAUGAUUUGGAUGAUUCGCUCCGUCGUAGAGCCGAACAAAUCGAAAUGGAUAUUGAGAAAUCGCAGGAUUUCCUCAAUAGAGCAGACCCAAGCCCUAAAGUUCACACUCGAAAUCGACGCCGAUGGUCUCGAUCCCCCACAAGCAGACGUGUCGAAGCCGCAGAUUGUCCGAAAUAUUCAGUUAUUCGCAUUUCUAUUCACAAUUUUCUAUGAAUUUUUUUCAAGCCGGCAACUUCUAAUGGACGCUCCAAGCCAAAUUCCAACAACUAUGACGAUUCGUGCCAUUUUUCGCGCUCACAGGUUUUUUCUUGAUGGAACUUGCUUCAGGAAAAUUUUUCAAAAGAUGAAUUUAGGGAAGAAAAGUUUCUUAGGCUUGAUUUGAUUUUAAAUAAGUUUCGAAUGUUGCUUUUUUUAAAGUUCAUUCUUUUAUUACAACUACUAUGAAACUCUCUGAAACUUUUAGUCGAGGUUUUGACAGGCUCCGCCCCUUUUGAAGAUUACAGUAGCCAAAAUACGGAAAAAUCCUAAUUUUCGCUCUCGGUGGUCCAAAUCAAAUGAUCCUUUUUUUAAACGAAACCUAGGGACAAAUGAACAUUUUUGUGUAGAAACUUAAUUUUAAUUUCUUAUUAAACGGUUUUUCUAGCUUUCUUCAUGAAUUUUUCCUAAGUCUUUUAAGAUGAGAAAAAAUAUUUUUUUCGAAUUCAGUCGAAUAGCUGAAAGCCGGUAGUGAGGAGAUUUUUUUAUAUUCAAGUUCGGGAAAAAAAUAGAAGAAUUUUUUUGAAAAAAAAUUUAUUCAUGUGUUAAUUAAUACUCAAUAAAAAAACAUGUUCAAAAAGUUCGUUCAAAACCCUUUUUUUCCUAAGUAGUUAUGAGCAAAAUAGUAUCUCCGAAAAAAGGAAAUAUCUAAUUUUUUUAGUAAUUCUCGCCGUUCAGCUCAGUCAGAAACUCCAAAACCAACAAAAAUUUCGUCUUUUUCUUAUUCACAAAAAAAUUAUUAUAGGCUGCUUAGUUUGCCUAUGGACUUAUUAAUUGAAAGCUGAAGCGAUUAUUUUGAAAAUAUGAAUUAUUUUUUAAUACUUGUGUCUUACAGUAAGAGACUCUUACUUUCUACAAACUUGAGUACCUAAUGAAAAAAAUAGAAAAAAAAAUCCAAUCUUUUUUUUCAGCAAAAAACUCGCAUGGAGCCAAAGCCGUUCAAACCCCCUAGAGUGGAAGAAUAUUACGGGAACUCUCCGAUAAACUCAAAAAAGGAAAAUUGUUCACCGAAGGAAGAUUCUAUAGUUUGUUUCAAACAAUUGACUCAUUUAAACUCCGAACUUCAGAAUUUGAACCCUUCUGAACCUAAGAAAAAAUACAAAGAAUCAGAUUUUCCACAGUCGCUGGAUGACGUCAUGCGAAUUUUUGCGACUGAGGUACGGGGGAAAAUUUUCUUUUGGCGUUGACAAAAGUUUUGUAGGCCGGGAAAGAGAAUGAUCCGCUGGAUUUUCAAGGCAUUCCCUGUGAAUCGAAGGUAAAUUUUUUGUAAUUUUGAAGAGAAAGCGAGGAAAAAAUGAGGAAGAUUAAUUUGAGCGUUUAUUUUGCCUUGAAUACGAUAGUUUUUUCUUAAUUAGUCGGGCUGGAGAUUUGUGUGUUUUUUUUUCAAAAUGUCUAUUUACUUCUAGUUUGGCACGAAAAAGAGCAUUUUUUUUGUUGAAGUUCAUCAAAAUUCUCUUUUCUGUCUUUAUUUUAUUUAGAAUCCUUCGAAAUUGACUCAAGUCAGUAGACUGCUGCCUUCAUAAACGAGAAAAAGAGAGUUCUAGACGACGAGUGGAAUAUUUUCUAAGGCGAGAUAGGAUUACGGUAGCGCGUCAAAAACGCUCAUACAAAAUCAGAAUAAGUUUUUCAUCAAGUAUCUCAAGCCAAUUUUUCUAGGAGAUGCUCAAAAAGUUUGUUUUUCUGUCUUUUUAGGUACUGAUUUUUCUCUGAAUGUUAUUCAUAAAGAAAUUUAUGAAAAAAAGGGAAUCUUUUUGAAAACUUCAAUGAAAUUUCAUGAUAAUAACUUUGUCAUUUUUCAAUCUUUAGGCCUUCCUGGAACAUUCUCAUGGCUUUUUGCUGUUUUCAAACGAGAAAAACUGCUUUUUAAUCAUACAUUCAACUUUGCUGUACCUCUGAAGCUUAUUGAAGUUUAGUUUGAUAGGAAAUCUAAGGCCAAGAAAGUUUUAUGAUGAUAAUUUUGUGAUUUUUCGAUCUUAAGGUCGACGUCGAACAUGUUGAAAUUUCACAUUCGGAACAAAAAGAAGAGCCACAGCUCAUCGCAGUGGAUAAUGACGACGAAAACCCUAAAAAAGGCGAAGAAAUCCCAAAUAUUCCUGGAAUUUUCCCAAAAAUCGCCGGCUUCCCUGCAUUCGUGACCCCUGUUGAGGAAAAAGGAGUUGAGACGUUUCCUGUGGCUUUGGAAGUCGUUGAGCCUCCAAAAGUCACAAAAAGCUCUUUUGAACCUUCUCGACCAAGUUUUGUCCCUGGAACUGGAACCACAUUGAAUUCGUCUUUUGAAGCUGUCAACUAUAAUCAGAUUCUUCUAUCCAGUCCUAAAAUUGCUCAUCUUCCUUCCAAUUAUUCCUACCAAAUGUCAUCUUCUUCGGGAACACGUCAUCGCGGAGGAUGGAGAAAUGAGGAAAAUACGGCUACUUUUACUAACGAAAAGGUUAGUUUGAGGGACAAAAUAGCCGCGGAACAGGCUUUCGCGCUCCACGGAUAAUCCUGAGGCGCGUAUAGGAAAAUUCUCGGACCUUGGUAACGUGAACCGGACGUGUCGGGGCAUUUCUAGUGACGACUUUAGUAGCCUCAGCACUCUUAAGUGAUCCCUAGAAUCGCCCAGAAACGUCCGUUUCGCGCUACCAAUCUCCGAGUUAGAAGUUUUUGACUAAAAAUAUUUCUCCAUACCAAUUCUUUCAAACAAAACCUGAAAAUUUGAGAGGUUUCAAAAAUUAUCUCAUAAAAAUUGGAUUUUUAUGCCUUUUUGCUGUUUCCAGAACCUUCUAAAACACUUUUCUCCACAACUAAACAUUUUCAACCAGUUUAUUGUUUCUUGAUAAAAUUUUUUGGAAAUUUCUGAAGUUUUAAAAAACUAUUAUUAACUUUCUCAUGAACGCGAGAGUUUUUGCAGAAAGUCGAGUUAGAAAAGGCCCUGGCAGAAAGCAAGAAGCGGCUGGAAGAACAGAAAGAGAGAAAGAAGCAAGCCGAAAUUGAGGCGGAGAGAAUCGCCGAAGAUUCCCGAUUGAAGAAGCUCGAAAGGGAGCAGAAAUUCCGAGAAACUUCGCAAAAUGAGAAGGAGAAGCUGAAAGAAGUCGACUACGCGUUGGAGCAAGAGAAGGAGGAGUUGGAGCAGCGGCACUUGCAGCAGGAGGAGAAAUGGAACGAGGAGCUGGUCCAGCUCGAGAAGAAGGCCGAAGAGGAGGAGAAUCGGCUUGGGAAGAACGUCGGCGAGUUCAAACGGACUUUGGCCGUGGAGCAAGCUUGGGACCAAGAAUUGGCCGUUCUUCGGAAGUCUGUCCUCGAGUUGCUCCGACUUUUUGGCCUUGCUAGUCAUGAGGUGGAUCGCUAUGAACAUUUUUUGCGGACUUGAAAGGCGAUAUGGGCAUAUUGGCAAGGGGGCGUUGCGUACGCGGCGCGUUUUUUUGGCGGGAAACUUUGGAUUUCAAACGGGAGGCACCUUUUUUUCCAUUGUUAUUUCUCCUUUUUUUCGCGACGUUUUUCGAUAAAUUUUUUUAAUUUUUUUAUGGUCUGCGGAACAUUAGUUGAACUAAAAGCAUACAAAAAAAAAUUUUUUUCCACCUUGGUUUUUAGUCUCCAAAUUUCCCGCUAAAGGGUCCAUAUCACCUUUUAAGUUGAAAAAAUUGACUAUAGUCCUAAAAUAUUCCAAUCCUGCGUUUUAGAUCGGAAGAGCCACCACUAAAGAGUUUGACGAGCGCUUCAGAAGGUUCCAAAAAAUCAACAAAAAGUGCGAACUUGAAUGCGGGAAUCUGGAGAAUUUCUACAGCGCUUAUUUGGAUCACAUUGAGAAUUUGUUCAAACAUAAUCCAGCCAAUUUUCUUCAGGAUAUCAUGGUUUGAAAGUUCUUUGAAAAAAGCAUACGAUUUGUUAAUUUUUAGAUGAUUCUGAAGCAAAUGCUGACAGUUGUUGUGGAUUUGAAGCAUUCCCUGUCCGAAGCAGGGGAAAUGGUAAGACUUUUGGCUAGUCUGAGCGAGAGAUAAGGGUUCAUGAAGAGAUGUCAGACAGCGAGAGACUUUAUAACUUGUCUGGACCCUCUUCGGGCCGUGUUGAUCUUUUUAAUUUUUUUCGGUUUGCCACAGAUUUUUAACGAUUUUUCGUAAAGUUUCGUGUACUAAUUCAAAAUUAGAAGUUUAUUUUUUUUUUCCUUGAGACCAUUAAAAAAAAGGAAAAUUUAUGAUCCAUGGAAAUUUUGAAAUUUUAACUGUUUUAACUGAUUACUGCAAUGUAAGAAUACAUUGAAGAUGUAAUUUUGAAAUAAAAAAACUAAAAAAAUGAAACUACAAAUCGUGCCAUUUUUUUGACGGCUAAUAUUCCGUUUGUGGCUCUUAAAAGCCUCAUUUCUGAUCCAAGUUUAAGAAAAAAAGCCUCGAAAAUAUACUUAUUAUUGAGGAAAUAUGAUAAAUUUUUCAAUUUUUAGUCAAGAACUCCUUCGGAACAAAGCUCCUGUUGGGUAAAAAGCGACCUCUCUCGUCAGAAAUCUGGAGGAAUUGGCUAAAAAUGUCCCUUCGACCAGCCAAUUCAAGCAAAAAUGCCUGUCUCAAUAAAUCAUUUUUACGGUCAAUAACUGAAUAUUUGCCUAUUUAAUGUACAUUCCAAUUGCUCACUCGUUAUAAUUUAUUUUUCCCGUCAUUAUCAAUUUUCAUAAAUACUAUACUUAUUUUUCGUUUUUUUUUUCUUGAAGUGGUCUUUAUUUCCCACGAUUUAUCUCCGAUUUUUUCAUUUCCAUUAUUUUUGGAAACUCGAAAAGCCGUCAGGAUGGAGGAAGAACGAUCGAGGAGCUUUUCUGAAAGCGAUCAUGGAAGUUAUUCGGAACUUUUUCUCUGAAUUCGAUACCAAUUAUAUUAAAAUUAAAGUAAGACAUUUUUGAAUGUUUUUUUCAUGCCGUGUUCAAAGUGUCUUCCGGAAAAUGCCAAUUAUCUCUGACUCUUCAAAGUUUUGUCAUCUUUUUCCUUCUCAAGCGGCUAUUUUGAAUUUCGCGGACCUUAAACACGGCACACGGCGUUUUUGUUAGUGGAAGAAAAUUCGAAACCAAAAAUGAAGGGGGCGGAGCCAAAACUCCGUCGUUCCCAAACAGGGUGGCGAGGCGUCAAGCUUUCUGAAUUUACAAAAAAAAAUUAGUGCGCGCUACGGAUAAAAUUCACUGAGUAUCAAACGUUAAUAACUUGUUUUUUCGAUCGCCUUGGGCUGUGUACUGUAGAUUUCAAAUUUCGCGCCAAAUUUUUUUUGACGUCUCCCCACCCCGUUUGGGAACACCGUGCAUGUGACGUAAUGAGAAACAAGCGUAGAGUUAAAGGCGCAUGUUCAAUGGGUCAUAAGACGAGUCGAUUCCUCAUUUAAAACACGCGAUUUUUCUGCUUCCGUGUUCAAAGUGAAAUUCAAAGUAUCCGCCAAAGAGUUGAAAAAUAUAACUGAAUUUCGGAAAUUCAGAAAUUAUCUCGAAUUUCGCGAAAAUUACUUUGAACACGGCGGCAUGUGCGAGAGCGCCGUGGUGCAUGCACACUACACACUACACUUUACGGAAAAUAUAAGGGCGGGGCGUCGUCAAAAAAAACGCCUUUAAAAUGGAAAAUAUUUUUUACUUCAUUUGUUACAGCUUAGGCUUGAUAAAAAAAAAUCAAUUUUUUCUCUAGAAUUCACUGAAAGAAUCAAUAAACGGGAAAAAAGAAAGCUUUGAACGUUUUCGUAACAGUUUUUUUAAAGCUACUUACGCCUCGAAAAACAGAACUUCAACGAAUAAGAUUAAAACAAAAAGCUAAUUUUUCAGCUGGAUAUAUAAACCAAAAUAAAGACCUCAAAUUUCAGAUCUUCUGGAUGGAAAGCGGGGUUUCCGAUAGAAUUCAACAAGUCUCGGAAAUGAUGGAGAGAAUAGCUCUAUCGCUCAAGAAGGCCAAAGCCCAAGAGAAACGGAUCGACGAGAUAAUCGAACGGUGGAGGAAGAAAAUGGACGACGAUUACGAACGGACGAAAUCGGCUCUAACGGCUCGAGAAGAAAUCGAAGAACUUGAUAGAAAAUACCAGAUCGAUGCGAAAAGAUUGGAUUCUUGGUCCGAUAGGGAACACGAAAAUCUUCGUUUCUUACUGAAAAUCCGCCAGACCGACUACGACUCCCAGGAACGAUUUUCCACUUUUUUAUGCCAUCUCAAGGAUGCGCUCGACACUUUCAUCAAACAGACCGAAGACGACUUUGAAGGGGUUCGUUGGAUUUUUGAUUAUAAUCAUCUUAGUUCAUGAUUGCGUUUCUGUUAGUGGAAGAUGAAACCAAAAAUGGGUGGGCGGAGUCAAAAUCUCCGAAGUUCCCACGUGACGUCAUGGAAACGGCAGAGAUUUCGGCGCUAAGAGAGUAAAUAACAUGGCAUAUUAAAGGCGCAGGCAGCCGUAUUGCCAGAGGUUUUUGAGACGAAUUGAAUUCCCUCUACAUGAACCCAAUUUUUCUGCGCGAAAGCGGCGCAGUGCAUGCACACGACACACGACACUUUACGGAGAAAAAAAAUGGGGUCGUCGAAAAAACGCUGGGAGUUCGUCAAAAAUCCUGUGAGUAAAUUUUCGAGAGAAAUUUGACAUUUUUAGGCUUAUUUUAUUUUUAACUCACAAGAAAUUUUUUAAGUGAAGUUUUUAUUUAAAAAAGUGGUUAACCAUUAGCCGGUCCAGGGCCAUCAAAAAUUGGGUCCUGAAACGAUAAAAAGGGGUUUUUUUUGGUUGGUGGAGAGCGCAGACCAGCGACUGAUUAGGAAAGUCUCAUUUUUACUAGCGAAGAACAAUUUUGAACCAUUGGUGUUUUUUUUUUGCCAUUGGAAAGACAUACGGCCUCGGAUUAUUUUUGAAUUAAAAAAAACGACCGAUUUUAAUUUUAGGAAAACUCCCUGCGAAUCGUCAGUCGGAUGAUGCUUCCUCUGGAGGAAGUCGAGCGAGAAAGAAUCCGAGUCAGGAAAGAUGAUCUCGACUGCGAAUCCGCCUUGCUCAGAGACCGUGCCAAACAUUCCAAAGACUUUAAAAUUCCCCUCGACGUCGAUUCCGAAUUCAGACUUGAUUACGAAGAAGUCGUCGCCAAUUUUGAAACGAGGCUGCAUCUCAACAAAAUAGAUGGGGAACAUCUGGACUUGCUUCUUUUCGUUCUCAGAAGCUAUAUGUAUAAUACGCUACUUGGUCCAGCCGGCGAAGUUUUCAGCCACAAUUCCGAGGUUAAUCAUUGAAGAUUUCACACCAGCUUGUUUUUCCUGUCGUGAUAAGAGUACUCCAAAUUUCGCUUUGAGACCUAGUUUUUAGCAAUUUUUGUCAAAGUGUCUCGAAGCGAAAGCGCGGAGUCUGUAUUUACGGUAUAGUUGAUAGCUUAAGCCAUCGGGAAAGGGUCCUGACACGAUAAGGAACAAGAAAUAGUGUUUGGUUGAUAGAGAGCGCAGAUAGGCCACGCCUUUUUGCUUGCCAAACUAGCCGUGAACUUUAUAGCUUUUCAUUGAAAGCUGUUUUUGAAAAAAAUCGAUCGUUUCGCGAAAAAUACACUAAAGCUGACAAACUUUUAGAUCUUUCCGGAGACCUCUGAAAAUCUUUCGAAUUCGGAGAACCCUCAGUCGCCAAUAUAUCAAGACAACAUUCUUGGAUUCUUUCUUGCAAAGGAAAACAAACAGCUGAGCUUGAAUAUCUGAAAAAGGAAUAACUGAUGGUUUCAGGGUAGAACUUGAUCCGGAUCAACUUUGA